UCACCGCAACUGAAUAGCUCACUCUUGAAGCUGCAGGAAUCAGCCCCAAAAGAAGCUGGUUUUCUCAGAUCAUUUUUAGAUGUACUCUUCACAAGGAAUCACCAGUCAAGACCAUUUACCCGCAGAAGUAGUUGAGGCACUUCACAAGAUUAAUUCAGUCAGAUGCAGCAAACUGUGGCUCGUGUGAGGGUCUGAAUAACCCUAUUUCCUGGUACAAAGCACAAUUUAAACUGGAAACAAGGAUCAUACAAGAGUUUGGAAAGUCAAUCCCUAAAGGAACGCGUUGCCCACAAUGUAUUGUUCAAAAGAAAAACCAAACAUUUACAGAAUGCAUUUUCAAACAGAGAUUUUUCAUGUUUUAUUUAAAGCAUUUAGCAGUGUGAUGACAGAAAGUAAAAAAAAUUAGGUCUUCACUUCAAAAGGAAGAGUUUGGGCAUUAGUCUGAAGAGAAGGACCAUGACGGGAGAUAAACAGAGCUUGAGAUAACCAAAUCAGGUACUGAUGAAGGAACAGAAACUGGGAAUUGUGAUUCACUUGGCAAAGAAAAGCUCUUCUCAUAGAUAUAAGUUUGUACAUCACUGCUUUGGAAAUGAAACUAUAAGCACAAACAUGGGAUGGUCACAGCACAUGGCUGCAACGGUAAGCUCACUGCAGAGCCAGGAGAUGGUCUUGUUACAAAGCAGAAAAGGAAUUAGAAGAUGCAAGCAUACCUGAUGAACGAGUACACAGUGCUGGAGAAGAAAAUUUGGACCUCCGAAUAGAAGAGCUGGAAAAGUCAGAGCAAAAACUGAGAGAUGUUUUAGAGGACUACGUGAAGUCAGAUUCUGUCCUAAGAAAUAGAUUUUCAUUCUCGCUCACAGGAUGAAAGAGCUGGAACUAUCACACAAAGCGCUUCUUGCGACGAUUGAUCAACUAAAUGUGAAGUUGCACCAGGUCGAAAAUGCAAAUGUGCGCGUUAAAGGGAAAAUAAAACACAUUCAGGAGGACCUGAUCAACUUGGUUGAAACCCAAGAAAAGUCAGAGAAGAAGCAAAAGGAAAAAUUACGUUGGCUUCAGGAGCAGCUGAAGACAAAAGAAGAUGAAAUAAAAAGCCAGUCAGAGUAUUUUGAACACUACAAACAAAGGCAGAGGCAACAAACAGCAGUGCUGAGAGAAAGGGAAUGUUGCCUUCAGGAUGAGGUAUCUAGGCUAGAAAAGCAAGUCCUAGAUCUUAGCGCCCAUGUUGCUCUUUUGCUAUCUGAGCUAGAAGAGGGAAUGGUGCAGUAUCUCCAGCAGAAGCUAGAAUCAGCGUUCAGUGGGACUCAGGACUAUAAACACUCUGAUGUGGAAAUAAUGGAAUUGAAAACUUGCAUUGAAAAUGUGGAUCAUGACAUGAAAAGCCACCUUGAAACAUUGCAGCAAAAUCUGGAUUUCUUAAGGGAAAAAGAAGGCAUCAGAAGAGAACAGGCAGACCUGCUGAGGGAACUCCAGUGCUCUCAGGAUACUGAAGACUUUCUCAGAAGAAAACUGGAAGAAUCUUGCCAUCAUGUGUAUAGUCUGAAAUUAUCAGAAAUCAAACUGCAGGAAAAGAUGGAAGAACUUUUGGAUGAAAAUAAGACUUUAAAAGAUCAAGGUAUCAUGAAGUUGAAAAAGAAAGAAAAGGACUUGCAACUUACAAGAUUGGAGAAUAGAGACAGCAGUGUUGACCUGAAUGGAGAUCUAACCCAGGAUGACAUUCAAACUCUGAAAUGGGGAGCAGGUUUGGAUUCAUUCAGCAGAUCUACUCAAACUCCAGUUGUGCUGCUACAUGCUGAAGAAUCUGAAACACCAGGAUGCAGCUAUGAUGGGCUAAAACAGACGGACAAGCUACCGGAAGAACUUCUACCAGUUUUGGAACGCAAUUCCAGUGCCUUUGUGAAAGCUGCUGAUCUAGCUGUGGUUGAGCAGGUCCCCCUUGGAACAAAGACAGCACGUACUCUAGAAAAUAGUUUCACUUUGUCCAGAUGUAUUCCAAGUUAUUUUGCAGCAAGACUGCUUCCCACUUGCUCUGAGAAGUUAACUUAUGAUGAGACAAGUAAGGAAACAAAAGGUGAAGAAAAUCUUCCUGUCUUGAAGGAACAAGCUAUAAACCUAUCAGCAGAUACAUUUCCUGUUUCUGUGGUUGAAUCUUUGAUGAAGAAGAAGCUCCAGCUUACUUUGCUAGAACCUGAAAUCUACCACGUAUCGGCUGUCACCACUGUGAAGAAAGUGAGGAGUUUGGAUUUCUGUGAGGCAAAUACCAGUCUUUGCUCUGAUGGCUUCUGCCUUGUUGCAGAAGGAGCAUUUUCUGACCAAGUUUUUGCAUUUAUUCAUGGAAAGAUGCCUUCCACUUUGAGUGAAAUCUUCACAUCAUUUUUAGAAAAAUACAAUGUGGAAAAACAUUGGGAAAAUAAGCAAAUUCUGUCAAAAAACAUAGGUGAAACUAAAUGUCUGGAUAAAGAUGCUGAUGAUGGAAAUUAUCACCAAAAAGUCUUUAGAGGGAGACUUAAAGGAGAAGAAAUAGAGAAUGAGGAAGCCCAACCACAACAGGUGACCUGUGUUCCUGAGGAAAGUUCUAAAGUUUUAAGUAAAACUGAAUUGAUCAGGUCUAGGAAGCAAGAAAUCAAAGACAGCCUAAGUGGCUCACAGGAUAUACAAAAUUUGUCUGUUGCUUUUAAAGACUUAAAGAAGCAUUCUGAAGCGAGCCCUAAACUAAUGGAGGAACAAGGAAAUCUCUCAGAAAUCUGUGUUUCUGAUGUGAAUAGGGUAUAUAAUGGAGAAGACAUAAUCAAAAUGGAGGAGAAAGAAGAGCAACCUCAGAAACCAACUCACCAAACAAACCCUUCCAGCAAUAUUGGCCUGAAAGAAAAAAAAGACCAGACCCUAAAACUAUGUAAACCGAACGAGAAGAAUUUGUCAUGUCAAAAAAUAACGUCUGAAAACAUGCAGUAUGAAUACUCUCAGAAAUAUUUUUGGUCAGAGGAAGAGAGGAAUCUGCUAAACACGUGCUCUCCUAUGCAGGAGAGGGCUGUGUGCUUAAACAAACUGCCCCUGAUAGGGAGCAAUUUUUAUGAGAGUUUCUGUCACCUGUCACCACUUGAGGCUGGUAAUGAAUGUAGCAUGAAAAUAUAUGCACUGGAGAAGGUGGUGGCUGUGUGUUCUCAGAGGAUAUUUGUACUGAUGCAAGAGAAUGAAAAUUACUCAAAAAAGGUCUGUAUAUUACAAGAGGAGAAUGAGAGAUAUGCUCAGAUGAUGCGUGCACUGCAGGAGGAGAUGGAUGCAUAUUUUCAGUGCAUGUUGGCCAUAGAUGAAGCUAACAUUGUUUCAUUCCAAAAUUUGCUUAAUGAGAAAGAAAUUGCUGGUGGAUGUUAUAACUUAGCAGAAGAAAACACCAUAAGCUCAAGAGCAUUUACUGUUGAAACUUUCUCCAAGAACCCCUCAUGUAUUGAAAAGAAAAAUAAGAAUUCUGAAAAAGACUCAAAUAAACUUUCCAGGAGUGUUUUAUCCAUGGAUGGCAGCAAAACAAAGUAUUUCCAGAUGCUCUCUGAUCUGAAAGAGGAAAGAAGCAGAUGUUUCAAAGAAAUAGGUAAAUUAUUACAAGACAAGGAGAACUAUGUAGCAAAAUAUAAUGAAUUAAUCCAAGAGGAAGAGGGUUAUUUACAAAGAAUAUCUCUUUUAGAACGUGAAAAAGAAACUUUACUGGGACGUUUGGCAGAGGUGAAGUGUGAACGAGACAAACACAGGACCCUGGUUUCAGAACUUCAAGAGUGCAAAAGCAGCUGCUAUCAAACUAUUUCUGAUUUACAGGAGGACAACUGUGUACUGAAAAGAGAAAUAGACAGAAUCAGGAAAGAAACUUCAGAACAGCUUGAUGAAAUUCAGAAAGCAAAUGCAAACUUUAUUUUAGAAAACAAGAAAUUGAAAGAAUUAAUGUCACCUUUGGGCGUCACCUAUGAAGAGCUGAGAAAAGAUAAAAGCUUGGGAACAAAAGAAAAGAUAAUAAGACUAGAAGAAAAAGGUCAACAGUGUGAUCUUAAGCCAAAGAAAUUUGAAACAGCAUGCAGUGUAACUCAGACUGAAGAAGGAGGAGUUCUGGUUGUAGCCCCAUCAAUCUAUUAUCCCAGAACAGAGGGCAGCAUGUUUGAAAGCUACAAUGUCAUGAAAGAGCAAGUUGAAAAGGCAAAAGAGGAUCUAAAAAUACAGCAAAAGGAAUUAGAAAAAUCAAAAAAAGAGGCUCAAAGGUGGUACAGAGAACUUGGCUUUGCUGAAACAAGAUACGAAGAAAUCAGAACUCGUUUGACACGGACUCUCUCAGAAUUAGACCAUCUUAAACAAGAAUCUGGGAACAAAAUGCUUGGUAAACAGCACUGCAAAUUAAUGUCUGUGCACACUGUGAAAGAUGCCCAGGAAAUAGAAGAGAAUAAAAUAGCCAACAAGAGAUUACAGCACCAAGUUCUGACCUUGAAAGCACAGCUCAGGGACCAGGCUGCAUUAGAAAAUCAAUGUCAUGACUUGCAGAAUGAAGUGGAACUCCUUCAGGCUCAGUUGUGUCAAAAGGAAAAAGAACUUCAGAAGAGAAAAUCUGAAAUGAAGCUGACACUAGCUCCUCUGAAGGCUAAGCUGGCUUGCCUCACCCGAAAGUGCCAGGAAAGGAACAGCUUUAUCACAAGGAUGCAUGGUGAAUUUCACAGGCGAGGAAUUAUUAAUCCUGCAUUUGAUGAAGAGGUGAAAAACUUGGUGAACGACAUGGCCCUGGCGGAGUACACAGUUGCUUUUACAUCAGUGUGUGACCAAUGGAUGCUGCCUUCUUCCACAGAUAAGUCACAGGCCUAUGGACAGCCAGAGGAUAAUGAGACCUAUGUCAAAGUGAAUGGGAUGACAAGGUCAAUACCUGCAAACUCUCUGCAAGAGGUGGAUAGCAUCCACAGCUCUCAUUUCACUCCAGAUGUGUAUGAUUCUGUAAAGUUAACAAGCCCAGAGAGGAACAUAGCCUUGCAUCGAGAGCUAAGACAAAACCAUAGCAAAAACUGCAAGAUACCUUCAGUUGUCUCCUCCAACUCAUAUCUGAAGGCUGACUGCAACCUGCCCAUGAUCCACAAGGAAACCCCUGUGCUGUCAAGGAUGAAGGAUGCACUGGUGCCGCCUCAGCAUAGUGCCUUCUGGGCCAUGAAGAAGAGAGAUCAGUUGUUGAAAUGUGAUGAUGUAUUUUGCUGUCAAAUAGGAAACCAACAUGCAGGUGCUAUUCCCCAGGGAAUGAAACAGAAAAAUGCCAUUAUGAAUAAGGCAUGGCUCUCUAGAGAAAAAACAAGCGGCUCAACCUCAGCUACCACAGCAAAAAGCUGUUUGUCAGACGUGUUGUCAGCAAGUAAUAAAGGUCAAAAUCCUGUGGGGAGCAACCAGCUGCAUGGGAAAGAAUAAAACCUGCAGAAAUAAAGCAAGGGAUAAGUUUGCCAGGUGGUUUGGUCUACAUUAUUAAUCAGUGGGGAGAGGCAGUCUGAUGGCUUGUUCAGAGAGAUGAUGGUGAAUCAGAACAUUGCAAUAUGACUUUAAUUGCAGAAUACAAGGGAAGAAUGUAUCAGUCACACAGAAGAAGCAGUACUGCUCUGAAGAAAUGAUGAAAGGUGCUUGGACCUGCUGGUGACUGCAGCUGCCUCAUUAUGGGAAAAAACUGGGAAGUUGCCUUGAGUUACCAUCUGUCACAUUUUAGCCACCUCCUGUAGUAGAAGCUGGCCAUGUGGGCCAACCCAGUGUGUGGUUUGAGUUUUCAUUCUGUUUUCUUUUCUUGGGAUCUCAGCAUUUCAAAAAAAUUAUCCAGUUAAGCACAGAUCUCAGUCUUCAUGGGUUUAGGUGUGUGGGCAUGUAAUAUCUUCAGCCUCAUAUGGCUUUGAGCAUUCCUGAAAGAGUCUUUGAUCUGAGUUAGGAUGUUUAGUAUUUCCGAGGACGUGGUACUUGAGGGUACAAACUGUUUAGGAAAUGAGACCACUGCAUUUUUACAAGGGUAAGUAGGAAUUAGGAAUGCACUUCAUGCGCACUGAGAGGCACUUAGAACAUCAAAGCGCUGUGUCCCAGUAGUCUAGAUUGAUUGUUUCAAUUGCAUGAAUAGGCCACAUUUAAUUUAACUUUCAGAUUAAGGCACUCACAUGCAUACAUGCUUUUCCUGAAAUAGGUGGGUUUGUGCACACUGGUUGAUAAUGCUACACGUGAUGCAAACACAUUUUGCAUCCACACUGCACAAUACAAAUUUAUGCACCCCUAAGCACCAAUGUUCAUAUCUGAAUACCCAUCUGUGAAGGCAGGGAGAUGUAAGUGCAGGCACAAGACUUGUGCAUAAGGGAUCAUAUGGUACAUUCAUUCCUUCUUUAACUAAAGUCACAUAGUACU
Molecule: messenger RNA, 6378 nt
Organism: Neopsephotus bourkii (Bourke's parrot)
Lineage: Eukaryota; Metazoa; Chordata; Aves; Psittaciformes; Psittacidae
Gene: CUNH4orf50
Product: chromosome unknown C4orf50 homolog
Exons: 16
Coding region: 862-5415 (1517 amino acids)
Source: RefSeq, a predicted model, not a curated record